This is a messenger RNA of Apus apus (common swift), 2186 nucleotides long. Its product is annotated as torsin-1A-like. The transcript is spliced from 5 exons. Gene Ontology annotation, molecular function: ATP hydrolysis activity; ATP binding; kinesin binding. Gene Ontology annotation, biological process: nuclear membrane organization; protein localization to nucleus. Lineage: Eukaryota; Metazoa; Chordata; Aves; Apodiformes; Apodidae. The record is from RefSeq and is a predicted model, not a curated record. Gene Ontology annotation, cellular component: nuclear envelope; endoplasmic reticulum; endoplasmic reticulum lumen. Bases 57 to 1076 code for a protein of 339 amino acids.
AUGGCGGCGCGGGCGUGGCGCGGCGCGGCGGAGCGGGCGGCGGGGCCGGGCGGGCCAUGAAGCUGCUGCGGGCGGCCCUGGGGCUGGCGCUGCUGCCGCUCCUCCGGCCGGCGAACGCCGUGGAGCCCAUCAGCCUGGGGCUGGCCAUCGCGGGAGCCGCCGCCUCGGCCAUCACCGGCUUCAUCUCUUACCCGCGGCUCUAUUGCUACUUCAGAGAGUGCUGCCUCCAGCACCGCGACCAGCGCGCCGUGGCCGCUCUGCAGGAGAAUUUGGACAAGAAGCUGUUCGGGCAGCACCUGGUGAAAAAGGUGGUGGUGAAGGCCGUGAAGGGCUUCUUGAACAACAGCAAAUCCAAAAAGCCUCUCGCCCUUUCCUUGCACGGCUGGACUGGAACAGGCAAAAACUUUGUCAGUAGGAUAGUCGCUGAAAGCAUUUAUAAAAGAGGCCUGCAGAGCAAGUAUGUCCAUCAGUUCGUGGCGACUUUACACUUCCCUCACGCUCAGAGCAUCAACACCUACAAGGACCAGUUGCAGUCGUGGAUUCGGGGAAAUGUGACCAUCUGUCCCAGAUCACUCUUCAUCUUUGAUGAAAUGGAUAAAAUGCAUGCAGGACUCAUUGAUUCCAUCAAGCCAUUCCUGGACUACUAUGAGCUGCUGGAUGGGGUGUCUUACCGACAAGCCAUCUUCAUAUUCCUCAGCAAUGCAGGAGCUGAAAAGAUAACUGAGGUGGCACUAGACUUCUGGAGAAAUGGGAAGACAAGGGAAGAUAUACAGCUCGCAGACAUGCAGAAUGCACUCUCUGUGUCUGUCUUCAACAACAAAAAUAGUGGAUUUUGGCACAGCACCUUGAUUGACAAAAAUCUCAUUGACUACUUUGUUCCCUUCCUGCCUCUGGAAUACAAACAUGUGAAGAUGUGUGUCAGGGUGGAGAUUGAAUCACGUGGCUACACUGUGGAUGAAGACAUUUUAAGCAGAAUAGCUGAUGAAAUGACCUACUUUCCCAGAGAGGAGAGAAUUUAUUCAGAUAAAGGAUGUAAAACUGUGGAUGCAAAGCUGGAUUAUUACUAUGACUUCUAAUGCUUUAUUGCUCCAACCUGCAAAGAAGCCAGUAUAACUUAAUCAUCAAGUGGAGAACCCAGAACAUUUCAUUUUUAAGCACUUUUUAAGGAAAGGAACAUUGUGGUUUUUUAACUGGUGUGUAAAUAAGCAGCAGUGCCUCUACAUUUUCAUUCUGUCACUAGUCAUGGCUCUGGAGUUCUUCGUCCUUGUGUUGCCAAGGUAAGAAUAAACCAUGUUGUGAACGUGGGGGUCUGUGUAUGACAGAUCUGAAGACUCCUCUUGGAUCAUGUCUCUGUUGUCAGAACUGCUUGGUGGACUUUUGGCACUUACAGGACCGACCAUGAGCUAAUUUUAAUUGGAGUUUGGUUUAAUGUGGAUCAUCUCUAGGCAAUGUUGAGAAUUUUAAUCAAGUUACUACGUCUCUGAAAGUCUUCACUGGGCUUGUGUGGGAAUGUUCUUCUAAUUGCAUUAAAAAUAGGGUAUGUGUCUUUUCUCCUUGAACAGCUUGGUUCCAGUAAAGAUAAGGGGGGAGGAUUCUGUGAUUUAAAAACAUUGGGAGACUUCUCUCCACCAUCACGCAGUGGUUUAAAUUGGCUCCCUCAGUGUCAAAGCAGGAGUAUGAAGCUCUUUGGUGUGACUAGUGUUCAGAGAGCAGACUUAAUGUUAAGAGGAAGUGAGUUAAAAUCCUUGGCUGCCACACCAGUGUAGUUGGCUCCUGUUUUGAGGGUGUUUUUUUAUGUACAACGUUGCUCACAGUAUGUUCUGCCAGGUGUAAUCUCAGGAGGGAGGAGUGUGUUUUCUGACUGGUGAAGCAGCUUCAUGGAAAAAGUGUAAUUAAUGGAGAACAUGUAGAGAUUAAAUCUUACACCAAGGAGGUGGAAAAGAGGAUUCUCCUUUUCACCUGCAUGUAGAAUUCAGGGGGCAGCUUGCAGGGUUUUCUCUCUUUUAUCUUCUCACUCUGUGCCUGAGAGGCAGGGAUGGAGACAGAUCCAAAGGCAUUUGAAAAGAAAAUGUGACACGUGUCAACUGCAGUUACUAAGAGUAUCAGACUUGUUUCUAAAUGUGAGCACUGCAGAGGCUUUUUUCACUCCAGUUUCUAUUCAAAAUAAACUUCUCGUCAGAAAUGUA